Molecule: messenger RNA, 1525 nt
Organism: Durusdinium trenchii
Lineage: Eukaryota; Dinophyceae; Suessiales; Symbiodiniaceae
Source: the annotation of a GenBank genome assembly
CUCAGCCUGGCGUCCCAGUAGGCCUUACUUGGGUCUCCCACCGUCCAUGUGGCGCCAUGGCGGUGCAGACGGACCCACUCACGGCGUCGCUGCAAGAGGAGAAGCUCUUGGAGAAGUUGGCGCAACAUGCGGAGGUGCGACAGCACAUGGCGGAUCAAGGCUUCCUCAAGGAGCUGGAACGCCUCCAACAGUUGGCCUGUUCCGAGGAACCAGGCGUGGGACAAAAAGUGGCCCUCGCGGCCCAGAAGGACCCCCGCAUCAUGCAGGCACUGAUGGCCUUGCAGGGCCAUGGCCUUGUCGUGGACGAGUCGGACCUCAAGAAGGCCGAGCGUGUGGGCGAUAUGCCGCGGAGGGAGCCGGUGCAGUUGGAGCAGUUGCUCCUGGUGAAGGAUUUGCAGGAUCCAGAGGAAGCACGACUCAAGGGCAAUGAGCACUUCAAGGCGGGGCGGGUGUCCGAAGCUUUGGCGCACUACGAGAAGGGCCUGGAGCUCUUCCAAGGAAAGGCUGAAGUGCCAGCGGCGGCCGUGGCGACGCUGCUCAGCAACGCGGCCCUCUGCUACUUGAAACUUCAAUGGCCCGAGCGGGCCAAGAAGAAGGCGACCACGGCCAUUGUGGCCAUCAAGCAAGCAGGGACUGGCGACUUUGACCAGUCCAAGCUCUACUACAGGAGAGCUUUGGCCUGCGUGCCUUGGCUUGGCAUGGCGGUGGACGACAUGCUUUGCGCUUUUCAGCAUGCCAAAGGCACUGCUGCAGGUGCUGCAGCGGCCUUGAGCUUGGCUGAACAACACCGGCUGAAGGGAGAGGUGGAACGGCUGAAGAAGUUGAAAUCCUCCGCCGAGGCCGACAUGGUGAAAAAGCAGCAGGAGAAGGAGAACGAAAAGACUGCGGAGGUGCAGCGCUUGCAGGGUACGAAGCUGAAGAAGGAAGGCCAGCAGGGCCAGCACUACAGCGAGUACCUGGCUGAGCAGGAUUUCUCUCAUUGGGCGCUUCAGCGCGUGAAAGAGGGGGUGCUUGGAGUCACACACACCGCUCAGAACGGAGCAACGAUUGAGAUCGCGUCGGCCAGAUGCGCCACCGGCUUUCCGCGCAGACCAACCUCUCGCAUUCUCGGUUUUAAGGUCGAGCUCCAGGAGCAUUCCAAGGUCUCCGCCUCCAUCACCAACAAAAAGGGUCAGCGUGCCUUGUACUACGACAUGGACCUCCAUUGUGCUUGGCUGGGCAAAUCUGCUGGGAAUGAGAUGAAAGGCCUGAUCAGAGUCUACAACAUCGCCCACGACACCAAGUUCGAACUGGGCGGCGACGAGAACACCUCCUACAUGUACCAGCUGGGCUGGGAUCAACGCGUGUCGGGCUCCUGGGCUGAGGCGCUGAAAACGGAGGCUGCGGAGCUCUUUGAUCUCGUUGCUCUCAAGGUGGACCGUGUCAUCAAGGAGUUGCGCGCGAAGUGAGCGAAAAAAGGCGCCCUAAAGGGGAGCCACGCAGCAUCGGGUGGAUUUGCUUCCAUGAAACCAGACCUGACCUGGUG